GGCCAAAUGAGUGGGGCCCUAUAAAGAGCAACAGAACACAAGCCAGGCUUUAUCCUGCUUGACUGUCCCGCUCACUUAGACCUCACAGGAAACUCCCGACUCCACCAGCCCUCCAACACACUCGCUCAUUAUCACUCACCACACUUUUUCUACUCUCACACAGUCCCGCCAACUGCGCUGAGUCUGACCAGAGAGGAUGGCCAUGUGGAGAAUGAAUGGGCUCUGGAGGAGGAUGGCUGGACUUCUGCUGCUCUGUGCUCUGUUGCUCGGCAAUGAGGUGAUGUGUCAGGAUGUACCCACAUUGACUCCUUCAUACACCAAUACAGUGGUAAGCUCUGCAGCUCCAGAUUCUACAGCUUCAGGUGCUACAGCUCAAAUUCCAAAGGAUGCACAUCCAGCCCAAGAUGUAGGUACUUCUCCCACUUCUGGAGAAUCUGCUAAGACCACUGCAAACCUUAUAGAUGAUCCAAUUAAAGCAACCAAUGAAAACAAUGCACUCGGCGCCGCAGCGACCGCUGCUGUCGUCACGGCAGUCCCCCACACUGUGGUGCCUGAAGUGAUGUGCGUUGGAAAAGAGGACGUUCUAGAAAGUAAUGCUGUCAAGGUUGAGUUGGCAACAGAAAAUUGCGAAGCAUCUAAACGCAUUCUAAGGCAGUACCCUACAGGCUGGUGCUCCAAGGAUACGUGUAAUCUGAAAAUCUUCCAAGACAGCAACACUAUGCUUGUGGCCAGUGAUGAUGCUACGUUGGCGUCUUUGGCUAGAACACUCGAGGGUGACGAUUUGAAAGACAAGCUAGGUGUGACAAAGACUGAGACCCCGUCAUCAUCAAGUUCCUCUGUCUUUUGGGGCGUCCUGGUCACUGGUCUGCUUGCCGCCAUUGCAAUUACUGUAGGUUACCUCAAAUGCCCACGCAGGUCUGACGCCAAGGGAGUGAGACUGGCGGAGGAGGCCUAUCCAGCAGAUCAGGAAAACCAGGGGAACACUCUUGUAUCUGUGGCCCCCCUCAACCCCCCUCCGGAAAGUCCGGAGAAACCCAGCGUAAACGGAGAGUCCCCGGAGGAGGCCAAGACCCAGCCUCCUCCUCCCACCAACGGCCACUCCACCACCAAGACAGCCGACACCGAGCUGUAAAAUAGUCCACAAAUAAUUGCAGCCCAGGAACUACCCACCCAACCCCCCCCCCACCACCAAACACACACACACACACACACACACACACACACACACACACACACACACACACACACACACACACACACACACACACACACACACGCCUAUGCAAACUCACCCCUUUCUGCAUCCACUCCUGCCUCCUAACCAUAGAGUGUCCACAGUAAAGUGGACAUCAGGGACUAGAACUAUUUCCUACAUCAACGCUCCUCUUGUUAUAGUCCCCUUGCGUCCUUCUCUUUGGCUAUGUGCCGCAAUAAACAUCAGGAAAACUAGUCUGACGAUGAUGGCGGUGAUGCUGGUGAUGACAAAGGCUCGGCCCCUGAGUUGUUGACGGCAGUCAGGCUGGAGACGAGAGACGGGAGAUGGGCAGCUCUGGGUGGGAAGAGAGUGGAUUUUAGCAUUAGUCACAAACUGGUUCCCAUGAUGACUGCAGCCUCUGGAGUCACAGCCAUAUGUCGUCAACACACAGCAAGGGGCUCUGCAUGUCAUCGAGUUCAAAGCUCCAAGCAACUCUGCCACUAUUAAAUCCAGCAUAAGCACAUCAAUGGAAUUGAUGUUUGAGUUUAUUGUAAAGCCAUGACAGACAGAGAGGAAAUAAAUCACACUGUCUUUUAAAUCUGUGUACAAACUCAGAGAGAAAAUCCAUUGGGCUCUCAUCUUGUUUGUGUUAUUGAGUUAUUGAUCAGCGUGCGGAUGUGUGUGCUGCUUUCAAAUGCUGCGUGUGUGUCUGUUAACGCAUACUUGCAACUGUACUGUGCAUCGGCUGUAGGUAUAUCCAUACAUGCCUCAAGCUUCUUUUGCUUACUGUGUGUAACAAGUGGUUGAUUUUGAUCAAGUAUGUGAGUGAAUGAUGAGUCCGAAUGUGCAUGUGAAGUACUAAAGUUUUUUUUAUCGCACCAUUUUCUUGAAAAGGGCUAGGCGCAAGGAAUUCUCCAAUCUUCCACGGCAAACUAGUGGAAUCAAUCCCAAAGCCAACAGGCCUCUUUACAGUGGAUUUAUAGUCACUGCUGACUAUGGCCUCGGUGCAAAGCCCCGUACUGUCAUCUGUAACUUUAUCGGCGUUACUCUCUUUUUAAUAUUCUGCGUAUGCUAUUUUUUCUAUCCGUAUUCUAUUGUGCAGUGUGUAUAGUAUGAUGAAUUACUUUGUCUUGUUUUUAUUUUGUGUAUCGACACCUUUUUAUGUGCCAAAGAAUUUCAUUUCAUAUCUUAUGUUGUACUAAAAUAUGUACUUCUGCGGCACCACAAAUCUGUGAUUUUGUUUUGGUCCUGUAAAAGCAUUUUUUUCUUCUUACUGACAUACCUGAGAUCAAAUACAAAAGGAAACUGCAAUAUUCCGUAGUCGACCUGGCACAAAGCAAAAAUAUUCUGCUAUAUAAAUGGGAUGUUUCGCAUUGAUUUCUCCUUUUCAAUCCACUUUGUAUCUUUUCAUUGCUAACAUUCCGAUGUGACUGUUUUAUUCUACUAGCACCCUGUAGGUAAUAAUUAAAUAUAAAAAAAUAAAAAAUGAAGGAUGAAUAA
Etheostoma spectabile (orangethroat darter) is the source of this 2695-nucleotide messenger RNA. It is a transcript of the gene cd34, whose product is annotated as CD34 molecule. Gene Ontology annotation, biological process: cell adhesion. The record is from RefSeq and is a predicted model, not a curated record. The coding region runs from base 197 to 1132 and encodes 311 amino acids. NCBI's taxonomy places the organism in Eukaryota, Metazoa, Chordata, Actinopteri, Perciformes, Percidae. The transcript is spliced from 8 exons. Gene Ontology annotation, cellular component: membrane.